Messenger RNA from Hevea brasiliensis (rubber tree), 1337 nucleotides. RefSeq names its product protein ELF4-LIKE 4. NCBI's taxonomy places the organism in Eukaryota, Viridiplantae, Streptophyta, Magnoliopsida, Malpighiales, Euphorbiaceae. The coding region runs from base 763 to 1107 and encodes 114 amino acids. The record is from RefSeq and is a predicted model, not a curated record. The transcript has 2 exons. Gene Ontology annotation, biological process: positive regulation of circadian rhythm; entrainment of circadian clock.
CCUCGCUUCCGUUGUUUGCUAAGUUUGUUGCUUUUUCUGGUGCAUUGAAUGUUUUGAGUUGGUGGAUUGUGUUUUAAUUUCCACAGAUAAUGUGAAGAUAUGGAAAUUUGUUGAUUUUUUUUUUUGUUUGGUAAUCUUUUGUAGUUUCGAGUUAAUGAGAAGGUGUUAAAUUUCUGCUUCUAACAUAGAAGUCUUUCCUUUGGUUUAUUAAUCACAAAGAUAUUGCUUGUUGCUUUGCGUUUUUUGUUCUAGAAAGUUGCAUCUGCUUAUCUUAAGCAUUUGGUUUUGUUUUCCCCUUGAGAAAUAAAUAUAGAUCUUUCUCUGCAGCUAAUUAUCAUACGGGGUACACCAAUUUGAUUCAUUUUCUUUAGUUUUCAAAUUUUAUUUUGACCUAUUGCGAUGUUUUUGUAGUUUUCUUGUGGCAAGACUUUUCUUCUGUGUUCUGUGAUUGACCAACUGGUUUUUAGGGUAUUUCAGACUGGGUGUUAUUCUCAACUAAAAUCUUUAACUUGGGAUUGGUUUUUUUGUGGGAAAAGUUUCCUUUUUAUAUGAAAAGGGGCAUGCUUUUUUCUUCUUCUCCUUCUUCUUCUUCUUCUCCUUUUUAAUUGACAUAAAGCAAUCUUAUGCUUCUUUUUCUUUUUUCGUCUCCCUCUGCGCUUAUUACAUUGUCCUCGACCCCUCUGUUUGUUUGUCGAGAAAGUGGAUGAAAAACACCCACCCCAAGGAAAAGGAUUGUGUUUAAUUGAUUGAAGUGAAGCUGAAAUGGAAGGUGAUUUGUUUUCUGGCAUAGGCAAUGGAACCCAGGUAGAUAGCAGGGUUUUGCAAACAGUUCAAAAGAAUUUUAUGCAAGUUCAGGACAUUCUAGAUCAAAACAGGUUGCUAAUCAAUGAAAUAAACCAAAAUCACGAAUCAAAGAUUCCUGAUAACUUGACUCGAAAUGUGGGGUUGAUUAGAGAGCUUAACAAUAACAUUAGAAGGGUGGUUGAUCUUUAUGCCGAUCUUUCCAGCAAUUUCACCAGGUCAAUGGACGCUUCAUCAGAAGGGGAAUCGAGUGGGAUUUUGAAGUCCAAUGGAAAGGGGAAUCAAAAGAGAAUUAGAUCCGGGUAAUUGAUCAAACCAAGCUUUCAUACAGACUCUGUACUUUCUUCAUGGUAGAAUAAGAAGAGGGUUAGAUUUUGAAGGAAAAGAACUUGUUGAGCUUUGUUGAUGAGUGAUUAAGCUUCAGUAUAAUUUUCACCAUAUCCAUUGGAAUGACAAUUUAACAAAUUUAUGAUUGUAAGUUUGUAUAACUCUAUUGUCUUUUUGAAUCAAAUAUGCUUCUCCUAUUACAUUUUCUA